Messenger RNA from Symbiodinium pilosum, 202 nucleotides. The record is from the annotation of a GenBank genome assembly. Lineage: Eukaryota; Dinophyceae; Suessiales; Symbiodiniaceae.
GAUGCUUUACCACCGAUUUGCGGUGUCUGGCCUUGCGUCGCCAGACCUGCAACUGGUGGAGGGCACGAUCGAUCGAAUCAAGAGCAGCUGGUCCAAUGGGCAAAAAACCGUCUGCAACCGGACUGGUCAGCUUCCGAUAUGGUACAUGAUGCCCUUGGACACGGAGAAAGCUUUCAAGGAAAUGGGAGUGACUGCGCAGUAG